UGUCAGAAACCUCUGCUUUUUUAGCAGCAGUCACAUUUUCUGAUCAUCAGUUAAUCAAGUGCAUUUGUCUGUACGAGUCUCCUACAGAAGCAUCACUAAUUCCCAUCUCAUCAUCUGCAACCAUGAACAUGCUGACUGUGUGUGCACUGGUUUGUACCAUAGUGGCUCUGGCUGGAUCUGCUGUUCUCCCAGAGACAAAGGCUGAAAGCAAUGAAACAGCAAAGACUCACCUGAUCAAGAGGUCCCUCAGUUGUGGUGGUUGGUUGGAAUUCAAUCAGCGUUGUUUCUACUACAUUGCGAAACCAAUGUCUUGGGCUCUCGCUGAGAGAAGCUGCAUGUCCCUGGGAGGUCACCUUGCAUCAGUGCACAACUUCAUGGAGUACCACGAGCUUCAGAGGCUCAUACUGCAUUUCAGUCAUGAGUACAAAGAAACCUGGAUUGGUGGCUCUGAUGCACAGCAGGAGAACCAUUGGAUUUGGAGCGAUGGCACCAUGUUCCAAUAUACCAACUGGUGUCCUGGAGAGCCCAGUAACUAUGACCAUCAACAGCACUGCUUGCAAAUGAAUUAUGGAGGUGGAAAGUGUUGGGAUGACGUGAGUUGCUACGAAGAAAGACCUUCUGUCUGUGCCAGGAAGAUGUGAUGAAUCCUGGACUCAGCAGUGACACAGGACGGCAUGUCUUUGUGUCAUCAGCAUCAAAUAUUGGCUUUAAUCUUUUUUCUUCUUCAUUAUCGUACUAUCGCUGUAAUGCUACUUAAGGAAGGAUGAGACAAGAAUUGGAAAAUGAAGGUGGCUCAUGUCUUUAAUAA
Molecule: messenger RNA, 808 nt
Organism: Archocentrus centrarchus (flier cichlid)
Lineage: Eukaryota; Metazoa; Chordata; Actinopteri; Cichliformes; Cichlidae
Product: type-2 ice-structuring protein-like
Exons: 7
Coding region: 123-641 (172 amino acids)
Source: RefSeq, a predicted model, not a curated record